Canariomyces notabilis is the source of this 846-nucleotide messenger RNA. RefSeq lists its product as uncharacterized. Lineage: Eukaryota; Fungi; Ascomycota; Sordariomycetes; Sordariales; Chaetomiaceae. Gene Ontology annotation, biological process: protein insertion into mitochondrial inner membrane. The transcript is spliced from 2 exons. Gene Ontology annotation, cellular component: mitochondrial inner membrane. Bases 145 to 420 code for a protein of 91 amino acids. The record is from RefSeq and is a predicted model, not a curated record.
UUUUUGUUGAACACCCAAAAAGAACGAGCUGAUCCAGACGAACCAUUCAAUCCAUCCGUAGUCAGCCAGAUUUCCUGACUGACCGACCGAAAAGACUUCACCACCAUUACCACCACCAAGUCCUGAAUACAAAGAAAAACCACAAUGUCCUUCUUCGGCUUCGGCAAACCGCAGCCCACCUCGGCCGAGAAGAUUGCCGCCGUCGAGAACGAGCUCAAAGUCCUGACUGAAAUGCAUAACCGGAUGCUCAAGAUUUGCUCCGCAAAGUGCCUCGACCGGACAUACCGCGAAGCCGACCUCUCCAAGGGCGAGGCCGUCUGUCUGGACCGGUGCUCGGCCAAGUUCUUCGAUGCGCACCAGUCCGUGUCGGAGCAGCUGCAGCGUGAGGGGGCCGCGCGCGGAUUCGGCGGGGGGAUGUAAAAGGGAAGGCAAAUAACAAUCAUCAAAACAUCCAAGACCCUCCCUCACAUCGAACUGAGCAUGCUGCUUUCCAAAGCGCCAAAGUUGGAUCUGGUGAGGGGUGACGUGGGCAAGGAGUUGACUAUCGCUCCUUCUACCGUGUCCCCCUUAGCCGGCUGGGUUGCUUUUGGGGCGCUAGGGCAUAGGAGGUUGGUUUAAUGUGUAUAUUACAAACCGGGACUGGGACACGAUUCACUCUCACUGGGGUUGGUAAAUUCUUCUGGGACUGGUUCUGGUGCUGAUCUAGAGCGCGCCUUGGCAGUGUUUGAAUUGGUUUAUGAUAUGUAUGAUAGAAACACAGAGUGGACACGGGUGAGCAAACUAGAGCGGUCCGGCGUGACCAGAAGCAGACAAUUGGGAAAAGGGAUAUCACCACUGCCAAUCUCC